AUGCCCCCGACCAGGCGCCGAGCCUCUCAAGCUCGCAACUCGGCUUCGAGCGCGUCCAGCUUGGCCAUCAAUCUGCCCGCGAGGCGACUGCACAUCGCGAAUCACUCGCAACAACAACAACAACAGCAACCAGCUGCUUCGCUACACAACGGGGGCUCAUAUGAAGCUCGAAGUGGUCAAGCGCUUGCUGGGCCUUCGGGCAGCCAGGGACAAGAUGUUGGCGACGUCGAGUCGACCGAGCACGUCUCUCUGAGCUUGUCCAGCGAGGUGCAUCCCACCAGCCUACACGCUUCUUGGCAGACGGACGCCGCUUCGCAGGGCAGAAUGCUUCCGCCACCCGACUUUGCUUUUACCACGCCAGAGAUGAUCUCUGCUAGGGGUGUGGGUGGAAGAGCAAGGGCGUCGGAGGACGCCAUCGGUUCUGCGCAUCCAGCUUAUCCUCCUGCCGCCCGCGCACCUCCUCGGAUGCUGAAUCGCCAUGCUCGACCCCGUACAAGCUCCGCGUCGCAAGCCGGCACGACGCAAGAUUCGAGCUUCGAACUCUCACAUCUCCAAGCCAUGCGACCCCCGGACAUGGACUUCUUCUCUCGACCCGCCGCACCGCCUACCGAAGCAGCGAGCAGGAGCACGCGAGCGCGCUCAGCUCAACCAAGCACGACUCGUCGACGAUCGGGGAUGAUGUCUGAAGAGCCUUCCACCAGCCUUCGAAGCUUGCGAGGAGUCACAGCCAGCCCUGGCAGCGUUGUUCGUCCAGCUGAUUCCUCUCGCGACCUCGACGCGUCUCGAUUGUCGAGCAUGGCACGGGGCCAAGCUACUGCCUCGCUCGCCUCGCCCAACCUAGAGGAGAGUGAGUUAGACAACGAGCCGAGCUUGGCAUCGGACCCGAGACCUUUCAGAGAAGAUCCUGGACGAACGGCUCGAUUACAUUUGGGUCUUGAAGCUGCUUAUCCUCGCUCACGUCGUGUGGUGGGAAAGACACCGGCAGAAGAUAGGGCGUCCAUCUUUGCUCUUCCCCUCGACCCGUACCAUGCCCCAGCAUCACACACGACAAGCAACUCUACUAGGUUUCCUGCACCUCAUCUGCCUCCGGGCGCAUUCAUGGAAGCUCGCAACGAGCUUUUGAGGUCUCAGGUGCCUUGCUACUCGAGAUGUUUGGCAGAUGGUGCUCAGACGAGAGGCGCUUCGCAAAGACAAGCGCCUCCGGGAACAUCUAUUGCUAGUACCCAACAGCUGGACAACUUACUAGACGACGAGACCUUCACAUCUCCGCUCGUCGCGUUCGUAGGGUGCAGCGCGGGGAACGCUCAGCGUGUGGAAGCGUUGGGGAGCAUACUAGCCAAUCGAGCUGCUAGGCUGGACUCGAGACGUCAGCAGCUGGAACGAUUCCUUGCUACCGAGUCAACGAAGGGCAAAGGAAAAACUCCCGAGGACCUCCUGGAGAAGCUCAUCGACUUUGAUGCAGCUCAGCUCGACAGCAAUGCGAAUCAAGAUGCUCGUGAUCGGGAUGCGCUGCGACAGUAUCUGGGAGAGACGCGACGCAUUCGUGACAACUACAUCACGACACUCAAGACUGCUACCAGCACGCUCACCAACGCCGAAGGAGCAGAGGAUGAUUGGCAAAUCUUGUCGCGCAACGAUCCGGCGGCUCGCGCAGUCGAAUCGCUCUUUGGGCCAACGGCAAGCGCGAAUCCAAAUUCGAGCACUCUUCAUUCGACCUUGUCCAAUCCACGUGUGCGGGAGCCAGCUAUGCUAGGAACUGCCGGCAACUCUGCAAGAAACACGGCUCGUCUUUUGAGACAGGAUCUCUCUAGCUAA
Messenger RNA from Ceraceosorus guamensis, 1815 nucleotides. RefSeq lists its product as hypothetical. NCBI's taxonomy places the organism in Eukaryota, Fungi, Basidiomycota, Exobasidiomycetes, Ceraceosorales, Ceraceosoraceae. The transcript is spliced from 2 exons. Bases 1 to 1815 code for a protein of 604 amino acids. The record is from RefSeq and is a predicted model, not a curated record.